AUUUUUGACAUCUACAUGGUCAUUGCUGACUAUAUCCCAAUGGGGGCAGACCGUGAAACCAUCACUCUGAAGGAAGGGCAAUACGUGGAGGUUUUAGACUCUGCUCAUCCUUUGAAGUGGCUGGUCAGGACGAAACCCACCAAGUCAAGCCCAUCAAGACAAGGUUGGGUUUCUCCAGCCUAUUUGGAUAAGAAGUUAAAGCUCUCUGCAGAGUGGGGUGUCCCUGAUGUUCCGGAGUUCCAUGGAGAAUCUGUUUCAGAGGAUGAAUAUCGGAAGAAAUUAAGCCUUAUCAUUCAAGACCUGUUGGGCACAGAAGAGGAAUAUGUCAAGGAUCUUCAGUUCCUCCAAACACACCACAUCCAGUUCACAGAGACUUGUCCUGCUGUCCCUGUUGCUGUAUCCAACCAGAAACCUGUUAUUUUCAGAAAUAUUACUGACAUAACACAGUUUCAUUCCAACACCUUCUUCCCAGAGCUUCAGAAGUGUGAUACAGAUGAUGAUGUGGCCAUGUGCUUCCUUAAAAAUGAAACUGAAUUUGACAAAUACAUCACCUACUUGGUGGGCCGAGUUCAAGCUGAGUCCAUUGUGGUCAGCAAAGCAGUCCAGGAAUUUUAUAAGAGAUACACAGAAGGGACAUUGGCCAGUGAGGAUCCUUCCCUGCCGCCGAUACUCCCUCUCCAACACUAUCUAGAGAGACCCAUAAACCGGAUCCAGAAAUAUCAAACAGCAAUCAAGGACAUGAUCCGAAACAAAGCAAGGAACACUCAAAACUGCGCCCUUCUGGAACAGGCCUACGCCAUUGUUUCCGCACUCAACAGGCGAGCAGAGAACAACCUUCAUAUUUCUCUCAUUGAGAACUACCCUGGAACUCUGGAAAUAUUAGGAGAGCCUAUCCGGCAGGGACAGUUCAUUGUGUGGGAAGGUGCUCCGGGGGCGCGUAUGGCUUGGAAAGGACAUAAGCGCCAUGCCUUCCUCUUCAAGGGUUACCUGCUCGUGUGCAAGCCAAAACGAGACACGAAGAUGGAUACUUACAGCUAUCUGUUCAAGAACAUGAUGAAGGUUGAAUACGCCCUUCCUUAA
Notechis scutatus (mainland tiger snake) is the source of this 1080-nucleotide messenger RNA. NCBI's taxonomy places the organism in Eukaryota, Metazoa, Chordata, Lepidosauria, Squamata, Elapidae. The record is from RefSeq and is a predicted model, not a curated record.